AUGUCUUCUCCCAUGUUCCUAGCACUAUUCUGUUUCGUACUCUGCUUUUCACUCUCGUUUCAAAUCAUUCUAUUACCCUUAACACACUCGAUUUCCAAAACCCGAUUCAACAGUACCCACCACCUCCUCAAAUCAACCUCAACCCGCUCCACAAAACGCUUCCAUCACCAACACAACAACCACCGAACCCAAGUUUCUCUCCCACUUUCUCCAGGUAGUGAUUACACACUCUCCUUCAACCUAGGUUCCCACCCUCCACAACUCAUAACUCUCUACAUGGACACAGGCAGCGACCUCGUCUGGUUCCCUUGUUCCCCCUUCGAAUGCAUCCUCUGUGAAGGAAAACCACAAACAACAAAACCCGCAAACAUCACCAAAGCACACCCUGUUUCCUGUCAAUCCCCUGCAUGUUCCGCUUCACACGCAACCUUAUCUUCUAGCAAUCUCUGUGCUAUUUCUCGUUGCCCUUUAGACUUCAUUGAAACCUCUGAUUGUUCUUCUUUCUCUUGUCCACCUUUUUACUACGCUUAUGGCGACGGAAGUUUCGUCGCUAAUCUCUAUCGUCACACACUUUCUCUCUCUUCUCUUCUUUUAAAUAACUUCACCUUUGGUUGUGCUCAUACCGCCCUCGCUGAACCCACCGGCGUCGCUGGUUUCGGCCGUGGAAUUCUCUCUCUCCCUGCUCAGCUUUCUACUCUCUCACCUCAUUUGGGUAAUCGUUUUUCUUAUUGUUUGGUUUCUCAUUCCUUCGACGGUGACCGAGUUAAACAACCCAGUCCACUCAUUCUCGGUCGUCAAGAUACUACCACCGGAGAAGAAGAUAUUGAGUUUGCCUACACUUCCAUGCUUUCGAAUCCUAAGCAUCCUUAUUAUUACUGCGUUGGGCUCGCCGGGAUAUCCGUCGGGAAAAAAACAGUGCCGGCGCCGGAGACUCUCAAAAGGGUUGACGAGAAAGGUAACGGCGGGAUGGUUGUUGAUUCGGGGACAACGUUUACGAUGUUACCGGAGAGUUUUUACAACGCGGUGGUUACUGAGUUUGAUAAACGAGUUGGACGAGUUCACAAGCGAGCGAGUGAGGUUGAAACGAAAACGGGUCUUGCUCCGUGUUAUUAUUUAAACGGAUUUUCACAGAUACCAACGAUGACGUUACAUUUUGCUGGGAAUAAUUCGGGUGUGGUGUUGCCUAGGAAGAAUUAUUUUUAUGAGUUUUUGGACGGUGGAGAUGGUGGGAGGGGAAAAAGGACAGUGGGGUGUGUGAUGCUGAUGAACGGUGGUGAUGAAACUGAGUUAGAUGGUGGACCUGGAGCUACACUAGGGAAUUAUCAACAGCAAGGAUUUGAGGUAGUGUAUGAUUUAGCGAAAGAGCGCGUAGGUUUUGCUAAGAAAGAGUGCGCGUUGCUUUGGGAUAGUCUUAACAGUGAGAAAAACUAA
This is a messenger RNA of Vicia faba (fava bean), 1431 nucleotides long. NCBI's taxonomy places the organism in Eukaryota, Viridiplantae, Streptophyta, Magnoliopsida, Fabales, Fabaceae. The record is from the annotation of a GenBank genome assembly.